This is a messenger RNA of Aspergillus puulaauensis, 1011 nucleotides long. It is a transcript of the gene RPB3, whose product is annotated as DNA-directed RNA polymerase II core subunit RPB3. The transcript has 3 exons. NCBI's taxonomy places the organism in Eukaryota, Fungi, Ascomycota, Eurotiomycetes, Eurotiales, Aspergillaceae. The record is from RefSeq and is a predicted model, not a curated record. Gene Ontology annotation, biological process: DNA-templated transcription. Gene Ontology annotation, molecular function: DNA binding; DNA-directed RNA polymerase activity; protein dimerization activity. Gene Ontology annotation, cellular component: RNA polymerase II, core complex. Bases 1 to 1011 code for a protein of 336 amino acids.
AUGGAUUACGAAAUGGACAUCGAGCCCACCGGGCCCCAGGUCACAGUGCGAGAGGCCGAACCCUACCGCGUAGACUUCAAACUCAGCUCCGUUGACCUCGCUUUCGCCAACUCCGUCCGGCGCGUGAUGCUCGCUGAAAUCCCCACAAUGGCCAUCGACCUGGUCGAAGUCGAAAAGAACUCAUCCGUUCUUCCAGACGAGAUGCUUGCCCACAGAUUAGGUCUAGUCCCGCUGAUCUCGAAAAACUGCGACCAGGACGUCGAGUACACGCGCGAUUGCGAGUGCGAGGACCACUGUGCACGGUGUAGUGUUACGCUUUCGCUACAUGCGCGGUGCACUGGCGAUGAGAUUAUGGCUGUGUAUGCGCGCGAUCUGGUUGUUUCUGGGGAGCGCGCGAAUGAAUGGGUUGGGAGCCCUGUUAUUACAGACCCGGAGGGGAACGGACCGCUUAUUUGCAAGUUGAGGCGUGGGCAGGAGCUUAAGAUGACUUGUAUUGCGAAGAAGGGAAUUGCGAAGGAACAUUCAAAGUGGGCGCCUACUGCGGCGAUUGGGUUCGAGUAUGAUCCGCAUAAUAACCUCAAGCAUGUGGAUUAUUGGUAUGAGGAGGAUCCGGUUAAAGAAUGGCCCGUUUCACAAAACGCCGCCUGGGAACACGCGGCACCCCCCGACCAACCGUUUGACUACGAUGCGCAGCCAAACAACUUCUACUUCGACAUUGAGAGCGUCGGCAAUCUUGAACCAGAUAUGAUUAUCCAGCAAGGGAUUGUCGUUUUGCAACGUAAACUUGCCUCCGCUAUCUCGUCCCUCUCCGGCACCGAAGGAGGCGAUCACAACGGCGUUCCUGACGAAGACAUGAUGGGUGUCCGAAGCCCGGACGCCUAUGAACCUCCAGAGGGUAUGGACGGUAGCUUCACGGCAUAUGCUAAUGGAGGUGCUGCGAGCGCUUGGGGUGCUAGUGCUGCGACACCCUACGGAGCUACUCCUUAUGGCGGGGGCGGCUAUGGCUUCUAG